AUGUUCUAUUAAAUCCUCUUCCUUCUCCACCUAAAUUAUGAGGAAAUAUCGAAUUUGGUGUAUAUAAAGCAUUUGAUAGUGCAGAAAUCAUACCUUUAGUAAUAAGAAUUAGAAUCUGAAUGUGAAGAAUUAAAAGUAGAAGACCCACUAUAUUUUGAAUUAGAAAUUGUGUUAGUUAAGAAAGAAGAGGUUCCAUAACCAGAACAAUAAUCAUUUCAUUCCGAAUAACUAAAAUCAUAGGUAAUUCUUAAUAAUUCACUCUUUUAAUAACAUUAAGAAGAUACAAUAUCUUUAGAAGAUGACAAUCCUCAAGAAGUAUAAUAACAAAUUCAUCCUCCCUAAGAAAGAUAAAUUAUUCUUUAAUCCUCAAGAGGAGAAUAAAUGAUCAUGUCCUUUGCUCCAAAUUAAUAAUAAUUAUUCAUAAAGUCUUAAUAAAAAUCCUAAUCUGAAAAUGAGGUUUAAUUUGAACACUAAAUCAUAAACCAAGUUUAGAAAGAGCAGUCCCAUCAAACACUGAUAUCCUUAAUAUAGAAAAUGAACAUGUAGUUGCGUUGUCUCUCUAAUUAGAACCAAUAAACAUUAAUAUAGAUAUGAA
Messenger RNA from Paramecium primaurelia, 595 nucleotides. Lineage: Eukaryota; Ciliophora; Oligohymenophorea; Peniculida; Parameciidae. The record is from the annotation of a GenBank genome assembly.